UUUUUUUUUUUUUUUUUUUUUCAUCCUCUCCCUCUUUUCUGUUUCUGUCUGUGAUCCCAGGGGAGGGGAAACGGGAAUAGUGAGAGAUCAAAAAUAAACCUCUUAUGUCAAAGCCGGGAAAGAAGUAUAAAUACGAAGGGCUAGGCAGCCCACUCGGUGCUUCCCGAGGAAGAAGGCGACUGCUCUGGACAGCGCGGAGAAGAGUGCUCGCGGCCCGGGACGCCAGCUGCUCGAGCUCCGCUAGGUUGGCUGGCUGGCGCAGGAGGAGCCGGCUGUGCGAACUAGAGGGGCCGCCAGGGGACCGCCGCGCCUGCUGCCGCUGGCCGAGUGGACCUCUCCAUCUGAUUGAUCAUUUUUCCUGGAGAGAGCGGCCUUGGGCCACCAGCACCUGCCUGCGCGCGGCUGCCUUCUUCCCUCUGCCGCGCUCCGCAGCCCUCUGCCCCCAUGCUCCGCGACCCCACCGCCGCCCGGUGGCCGCCCCUCCUGCUGCUGCUAUUGCAGCUGCCGCCGCUGCCACUCGUCUGCGGCGCCCCGGCAGAGCCGGGAACCGGGUCACAGGCCUCGGAGCUGCUGGUGCCCACGCGGUUGCCGGGCAGCACGAGCGAGCUCGCCUUCCACCUGUCCGCCUUCGGCCAGGGCUUCGUGCUGCGCCUGGCGCCCGACGCCAGCUUUCUAGCACCCGAGUUCAAGAUCGAGCGUCUCGGGGGCUCCGGAGCUGCGGCGGGGGGCGAGCCGGGGCUACGCGGUUGCUUCUUCUCUGGCACCGUGAAUGGGGAGCGAGAAUCGCUGGCGGCGGUGAGCCUGUGUCGCGGGCUGAGCGGCUCUUUCUUGCUGGCAGGAGAGGAGUUCACCAUCCAGCCGCAAGGCGCUGGGGACUCCCUGGACCAGCCUCACCGCCUGCAACGCUGGGGGCCCGGGCAGCACCAGGAGGACCCCGGGCUCGCCGCCGCUGAAGUCUUCCCUCUCCCUCAAGGAUUCGAGUGGGAGGUGGAGAUGGGUGAGGGGCUGGGACCGGAGAGAAGUAAGGACGAAAAGGACAGGGAGCAGGACAAAGAGGGGUUGCGCAAAGAGAGAGAAGACUCCAGUGAACUGCCACCACCCUUAAAAUCCAAAACUAGGAGCAAACGGUUUGUUUCCGAGGCUCGCUUUGUGGAAACACUGUUGGUGGCUGAUGCGUCCAUGGCUGCCUUCUAUGGGACAGACCUGCAGAACCACAUCCUCACAGUGAUGGCAAUGGCAGCCCGAAUCUACAAGCACCCGAGCAUCAGGAACUCCAUCAACCUUGUGGUGGUAAAAGUGUUGAUAGUGGAAGAGGAAGGAUGGGGCCCGGAGGUAUCGGACAACGGUGGGCUCACACUGCGCAACUUCUGCAGCUGGCAGCAGCGCUUCAACAAGCCCAGCGACCGCCACCCAGAGCAUUAUGACACUGCCAUUUUGUUCACCAGACAGAAUUUCUGUGGGAAGGGGGAACAAUGUGACACCCUGGGAAUGGCAGAUGUCGGCACCAUCUGUGACCCUAACAAGAGCUGCUCAGUGAUCAAGGAUGAGGGCUUGCAGGCAGCCUACACUCUGGCCCAUGAGCUAGGGCACGUUCUCAGCAUGCCCCAUGAUGAUUCUAAGCCCUGUGUGAGGCUGUUUGGGUCCAUGGGCAAAUACCACAUGAUGGCACCAUUCUUCAUCCAUGUGAACAAGACGCUGCCCUGGUCUCCCUGCAGUGCUGUGUACCUCACAGAGCUCCUGGAUGAUGGUCACGGAGAUUGUCUCCUAGAUGCCCCUACCUCGGUCUUACCCUUCCCCACAGGCCUUCCAGGCCACAGUACCCUCUAUGAGCUGGAUCAGCAGUGCAAGCAGAUCUUUGGGCCUGAUUUCCGCCACUGCCCCAACACCUCUGUGGAAGACAUCUGUGUCCAGCUCUGGUGCCGCCAUCAGGAUAGUGAUGAGCCUGUUUGCCACACGAAGAACGGCAGCCUACUCUGGGCUGAUGGUACACCCUGUGGCCCUGAGCACCUAUGCCUGUAUGGCAGCUGUGUGCUUAAGGAGGAAGUGGAGAAGCCCAAGGCUGUGGUAAAUGGAGACUGGGGUCCAUGGGGACCCUGGGGAGAAUGUUCUCGCACCUGUGGAGGAGGAAUACAGUUUUCCAACCGUGAGUGUGAUAAUCCGGUGCCUCAGAAUGGAGGAAGAUUCUGCCUGGGUGAGAGAGUCAAGUACCAAUCAUGCAACACAGAGGAAUGUCCACCAAAUGGCAAAAGCUUCAGGGAGCAGCAGUGUGAGAAAUACAAUGCCUACAACCAUACUGACAUGGAUGGGAAUUUCCUGCAGUGGGUCCCCAAAUAUUCAGGAGUGUCCCCCCGGGACCGAUGCAAGCUGUUCUGCAGAGCCCGGGGGAGGAGUGAGUUCAAAGUGUUUGAAGCCAAGGUGAUCGAUGGCACCCUGUGUGGGCCAGAUACUCUGUCCAUCUGCGUCCGGGGGCAAUGUGUGAAGGCUGGCUGUGACCAUGUGGUGAACUCACUUAAGAAGCUGGACAAAUGUGGGGUGUGUGGGGGCAAAGGCACUACCUGUAGGAAGGUCUCCGGUUCUUUCACCCCCUUUAGUUAUGGCUACAAUGACAUUGUCACCAUCCCAGCUGGUGCCACAAACAUUGACGUGAAACAACGGAGCUACCCAGGGGUCCCAAAUGAUGGCAGCUACCUGGCACUGAAGACAACCACUGGGCAGUACCUGCUCAAUGGCAACCUGGCCAUCUCUGCCAUAGAGCAGGACAUCCUGAUGAAGGGGACCAUUCUAAAGUACAGUGGUUCCAUGGCUACCCUGGAGAGGCUGCAGAGCUUCCAGGCCCUACCUGAGCCUCUAAUAGUACAGCUCCUGACUGUGUCUAGUGAGGUCUUGCCUCCAAAAGUCAGAUACACCUUCUUCGUUCCCAAUGACAAGGACUUCAGCAUGCAGAAUAGCAAAGAAAGAGCAACCACCAACAUCAUCCAGUCUUUGCCCCAUGCAGAGUGGGUUCUGGGGGAUUGGUCUGAAUGCCCUAGCACUUGUGGAGGUAGCUGGCAUCGACGGACUGUGGAAUGCAGGGACCCUUCAGGUCAGGCCUCUGACACUUGUGAUGAAGCUCUGAAACCUGAAGAUGCCAAACCCUGUGGAAGCCAGCCAUGUCCCUUCUGAUUCCCUUGGGGGGGAAAUGUAUUGGCUCAUGGACUUGGGUUACUUGGGUAUAUAGACAAGGGUCCCCUCUGAGGUCAUACUACAUAUCAAGAUGGCUUGGACCUUCAGGGCCUCCUGUUACUACAGCCCUUUGGUUCUGCCUAAUUCAUAAGGAAGAGGAGAAGAGGGUAUGAGGGUAACAGAUCCUGAAGUUGACUGUCCAGUCGACUGGACCUUGCUUAGGUUCAAGUAGAGGGUAUAGGUUAAAAGGUAAAAGUGCACUUAUUGACCCAAAUGGGAGACUUCAGAGCCUGCCUUUUUGAAAAGGACUAGCAAAGUUAAAUGAAAAAGAUUUUUUUUUUUCUAUUUGGUUUCCCCAGUAAUCAAUCUACCUCACUGUGGGGGGAAAAUCAGUAUAUGAGAGGUAUGAGGCCAAGUGUUGUUGGUGAAUAUCAAAGCAAGCCCCAUAGCUAUCUCCAAGUUAUCUUUAGAAAUGACCAUGAAUAUCUUCAGUGUUAAAAAUCCAACGUCUAAAGGGUGAUGGUGUCCAUCACCGGUUUAUAGAGAGCCAUUUGUUCUCAGGCUGCCACCUGCUGGGGUGGACCCAUUUCAACUAUUUAUGCAAAUAUGUCUCUGCACUAAAGUGUGAUCUUAUGCUAAUGAAA
This is a messenger RNA of Phodopus roborovskii (desert hamster), 3806 nucleotides long. RefSeq names its product ADAM metallopeptidase with thrombospondin type 1 motif 8 (gene Adamts8). Gene Ontology annotation, molecular function: zinc ion binding; metalloendopeptidase activity. Lineage: Eukaryota; Metazoa; Chordata; Mammalia; Rodentia; Cricetidae. The transcript is spliced from 9 exons. Gene Ontology annotation, biological process: proteolysis; extracellular matrix organization. Bases 445 to 3162 code for a protein of 905 amino acids. The record is from RefSeq and is a predicted model, not a curated record.